AUGCAGUCGACCAGCGGCGGAGGCCGCCUCAUCCUGGCUACCCAAAAGAUGGUGGAGGAUGCUGCAAGAAACAAUAUCAUCGAACCGCUCAUACGCAACACGUUCCUCCAAGGUCCUGCUGGAUCGAUUGCAUUGCCAGUCGAUCGCAGUCUCGAUCCUGGUGGUCGUCACUUUGAUCCUGAUAGAGGUUCCAUCCUCGAACAGUUCGACAAGGAGAUCUUGCGCAUAAUACUAGGGCACGUCGACGCGGUGUGGCUUUUCCAGCUCGAGAAAGCAAUCCCAAAGAUGUGUCGUUACCUGACCGGCGCCGAGUCAAACCUGGAUUGGUACAACGCUAUCCCUGCGCCACUGCUCCUCGAACCUGGGGCUACCAGUCAGAAUCGCAAAAUAGUCUCCAAGUCCGCCGCUUUACUGCAUCUAUGGAUGCGACAAAUGAUCAUGUCUCGAGAGACUUCCUCGCUCAUCAUGUUGGGUGGCUACGACCGAGCUCCUAACAAAUACAUGCUUCCGAGACUGGACAACAUCAGCAUGCUCGCCGAAGAGAACAACAAAAUCAUGACGCGCUACGUAGCUCAUCCGCGUGGCGAUGAUCUGCAAUACCCUCUCAUCAGACUCGACAAAGCCACGUUCCGCACACGGGUCUUGGCCGUAGGAGGUCCCUACGAUGAAAAUCUAUCAUAUCGUCGCGAGUUGCUCGGAAACAUGCUGUCCAGUGGUCGGUGCUGUCUCUGUCUCGAAGCCAUGGGUCCCAACUUUGGUGGGGAGGCCUUCAAGCUUCAAUUUUGCACCAAGUGCUGGGAUUCCCUCACCGUGCAUAUGAGCGUCUACGAAAAGCACCAUGUGACCGGUGACGACAUCCUCACAACUGUUCAGGACGCCUUACCGGUCAAUAAGCUUCUUCCAAAUGGUCAAAUCUGGCUGCCGUAUGCUGACGAGAUCUGUCGAGCCACGUAUCAGAUCGACUUUGGAACGGCACUCGCGAAGCAGCCUACCUCCACCACAUUGCCCGAUACAAGAACAAGGAAGACCGUCUAUCGACUGCACAGAGAAAGUUACGAAUCAAGAUCUUGGAGGCCGCCCGAAACAUCUGGACAAAUCCAGCACAUCCAGGUCGAGAACUCGUGGCGGGACCCAGCAAGGCUCAAAUUGAGUAUAUGA
Cyphellophora attinorum is the source of this 1158-nucleotide messenger RNA. RefSeq lists its product as uncharacterized. The record is from RefSeq and is a predicted model, not a curated record. The transcript has 3 exons. The coding region runs from base 1 to 1158 and encodes 385 amino acids. NCBI's taxonomy places the organism in Eukaryota, Fungi, Ascomycota, Eurotiomycetes, Chaetothyriales, Cyphellophoraceae.